AUGCUCAUCCAAAGUCUCCUCCUCCUCAUCGCCGCCCACAUUCCGAUCCUGGAAGCGGCCGAUUACGUGCAGGCCAUUUUGCGGCCAGACAGCGAAGAGGAUUGGAUCUGUCGAUGGAUAGCCCUCGGGUCGCUGGUCGCCUACUUCUCCUUCAUUUUUCUGGCAAUUAUUACGCACCAGAUACGAAAGUGCUUCCGCCCACUGCCAACAUUUCAUUACCAAAUGAUCCCCAUCAGCGACCCAACGAGCUACAGUGGUGAGGCGACCAACCAUUUCCAAGCCGCAGAAUCCACCAGCAGUCGAAGCCAGUCCCGCGAAGCGGCCGGUGACCAUACCCGCGACGACAUCACCGACGACAGCGAUACGGUCACGACGGACGACCUCCAAACUACAGCAAUCACCAGUCGCAGCUUCGCCACAGCUACUGACGCCGGCUUCCAGGAGCUCCGGAACAGCCUGAGCCGCUCCUCGCUUGCCAGCCAGCCACUUCUCGCCGAGGGUUCUCAAGCCGAUGGAUCCGAGUGGUCAGAAUGGGGCGACACAUCCGAUUCUCUGGGUCUCUCAUCGACGAGCGUCUACGCAGAGACCAGCCGUUCCAUUAAUAAUUCCGCCAACAUGAUAUCGGCUAUUUAUGAUGAUGAGACGACGAUAAAUUCUGAUCAU
Messenger RNA from Mesorhabditis spiculigera, 663 nucleotides. NCBI's taxonomy places the organism in Eukaryota, Metazoa, Nematoda, Chromadorea, Rhabditida, Rhabditidae. The record is from the annotation of a GenBank genome assembly.